AGUAGAAUACUACAAUUGAAAGCAUAAAAUUAUGGUUAAAUGGUAAUGCUUGCAACAGCUCUUUCUCUCCCACAAUCUCUCAACACAAACACAUGCACACACACCCUACAGCCUGUCAUUGUGAAUUAUUAAGAGCCCAUGAUUAGGAUUUUAUUAGUGAAAACUGCUUUGUUUUUUCUCUGAGGAAGAGAAGAAGAGAACAGAAAAGCAAGGUUUUUGACAUUGGCCUCAGAAUAAUAAAGGGAUUGUUGCUGUUGGUGAUUCAUAACCAUCUGUUUACUCCAGAGGGCACUUUGAUUCCAUCGUCCAUCAUGUUUUAAAGAAAUGAGUUGUUGAGUCUUGAGAUGUUUCGAUCAGUGCUCAAUUUGGAUGGUCGCACUAAUAUUUGAAGUGGUUGGAUUCAUUGGUCGUAGUUUGUUUUUGCGCUUUAAAAGCAGUGGCAUGAGAGUGGAAUGUCUUCAAUGACACUUUUACUGAUAGAGCGAUCCGCUUCCUUUUUAUUCCAGGGAUGGCAACCAAAUUCCAAUAUGCAAUAAACCCAUUAGCUACUGCUUCAAACAACUCACUUGCUGUAAAUCAAAACAGCGACUGGGGAUACUCCCGAGAAACUGGUGCAAGGGGGCAAUCAGAGGAAAGUGCUCUGCAUCAUUUUAAGCACUCUAUGGAUCAUGAGAUGUUCGAUUUACAGAAGAUAGAGUCCAUCAAGAAGACAAUGCUAUUGCAUGAAGAUAUCUUUCAAAGACAGGUAAGAGAGCUUCACCGGCUGUAUAAUCUCCAAAUGAAGUUGAUGUAUGAGCUAAAGAAAGAGAUGACGUAUAAACAAGGUCCGUUAGCAGGAAAGGAUCCUAGCAGUUCUCAAUUUUUAAUUUGCCAAAAACAAAUGCAAGAUAUCAGGUCCAAUCUCCCUGUACAUGGAUUGACAUAUGGUUCAGCAGAAAGGAGUGCUAGCAGUUGCGGGGAGAGCCUGAGAAUGCCAAAACUAUUCAACCUCGAAAGGGUUGCUGAGGAAGGUCCCUCAACUAGCAUUCAGCCCACUGAACAGGAUCAACAAAGGCCUAAUAGGUACGGGCUUUCAACGAGUAAUAAGGCAAGCAUGGAUGGAUCAGAUGAAGAAAUAGAUGUGGAGCUGACUCUCAGCAUUGGGUGUAGCAAGAGUAAAAAGAGAUCGAACAGCCGGAAUAAUCCAUGCAGCCUAGAAUUAGGGGGGUCAGAUUCGAAUUAUAGUGGCAAAGAGCUCUGUUCUGCUGCAAUUGUAAAAACAGAGAAAAGGGAAGAUUCUGAUGACCCCAGCCCUGCUUUAAGCAGUUCGAGUGCCACACCGAACCAAAAUACUAAUGCAACAACAUCCCAUUGGCUUUUCCAAGAUCUGAGUUUGAACAGAACAUAAUAUUUUGCU
This is a messenger RNA of Coffea eugenioides, 1396 nucleotides long. RefSeq lists its product as uncharacterized. The transcript is spliced from 3 exons. Lineage: Eukaryota; Viridiplantae; Streptophyta; Magnoliopsida; Gentianales; Rubiaceae. Bases 509 to 1387 code for a protein of 292 amino acids. The record is from RefSeq and is a predicted model, not a curated record.